AUGGCAAAAGGUGGUAAUAGUCAUAGAAAUACAUUGAAAAACGACCACAAACCAUUCAAAUCAAAACAUGCAACAAAAGGUCAAUUAAAAAAUCAAUAUAAAGGUAAAGUUGAAAAAACAACCACCAACAACAAACAAAACAAAACAUUGAAUAAACUCGAGAGAAAAAAUUUAUCUAAACAAUUGAAAGAUCAAAAAAUUUUAGAAACUAAAAUCACUAAAAAAUUAUUUGAAGGGAAUUCAGGAGCUGCCAAAAUCAUCACAAUAAUAUGUUUAACUAAAGAUAUAUCUCCAGAAACUAUAGCAAAUCAAUUGUUUAAUUCAGAAGAUCAAGAAACUAAUAUACAAUUCUCACAUCCAUCAAUCAACAACCUCAAAAUCAAUAAAUUUAAAACAAACCUAAAGAUAGUAAUACCAGACCACAACAACAUUUUACAAGUAUUAGACAGUGCAAGAAUAUCAGAUUUUAUAAUAUUUGGAUUAUCAGCAACAAGUGAAGUAGAACCUGAUUUUGGUGAGACUAUAUUACGUGCAUUAUUAGCUCAAGGUAUAGGAUCAGUUAUUGGAGUUAUCCCAAAUUUAAUUACUGCUUACCCUAAAAAGAAUUUACAAUUAGAUGUAAAACAAUCAUUACAAUCAUUUUUCAAUCAUUUCUUUCCAGUGGAAGAUAAUAAAUUAUUUAGUUUGGAGAACGAUUCAGAAAACUCAAAUUGUUUAAGAUAUUUAUGUCAAAAAUUUCCACAACUGAUAAAUUGGAGAGAUUCAAGAGGUUGGGUUGUUGCUGAUAAUUUAUAUGUUAAUGAAUCAUAUGAUGGAAUUAUAGUGGAAGGUACUUGUAGAGGUACGGGGUUAAAUGUUAAUAGAUUAGUUCAUAUACCAAAUUAUGGAGAUUUUCAAGUUGAUAGAGUUGAAAAAAUUAAAAAGUCUACAAACUCAAAGAGAAAUGAAAUGUCAAUUGAUGAAGAUAUUGAAGAAGGAUUUGUACCCAAUGUAACUCAAGACUCUCUAGAUGAAUUGAAUCCUAUAAAAGAUGAACACAACGAAAAUGAUGAUAUAAUGUGGGAAGAUGAAGAUAUGAAUGAUUUAGGAGUUAGAUCAGAAGGUAAAAUAUAUUUUAAUGAUGAUGGAAUUAAAACUAAUGAACCUAAAAAAGUACCAAAAGGAACAUCAGAAUAUCAAAGUAGAUGGUUUGUAGAUGAUGUACUAGAUGAAGACGCUUCAGAUUUAGAGGAAGAACAACCAAGCAUUGCGGAGGUAGAAGAAAAUAUAGAUGAACAAAUGGAUCAAGAUAAUGAAACAAUGUCAACUUAUGCAGAAUCAGAAAUGCAUAUAGACUUAUCACCAGAAGAAGAACAAAGACAAUUAGAAGAAUAUAGAAAUUUAGCUAAAGAUGAUUUAGAAUUCCCUGAUGAAAUUGAAUUACAUCCCCAUGAUUUGGCAAGAGAAAAAUUGAAGAACUAUAGAGGUGUUAAAUCUUUAGGUGGUUGUGAUUGGGAUGUCAAUGAGGAAAAUUCAGAUAGACCUUUGGAGUGGAAUGAAUUAUUUAAAGUUUCAAAUUUCAAAGCUACUAAGAAUAGAAUAAAUAAAGAUUUUAUCAAAAAUAUUGAAGUCCAAUCUGGGACAUACAUUAGAAUCUUCAUAAAAGCACCAAAAGUCAUAGCUACAAAUUACAAUACCACAAAACCAUUUGUUCUUUUUGAAUUAUUACAUGAUGAACAUAAAUUAGCCAUCACAAACUUCUCAUUUGAAAAUUGGGAAGAAUAUGAAGAACCUAUCCCAAACAAAGAAUCAAUUAUAGUCCAAUACGGACCACGUAGACAAAUCAUUAGCCCAUUAUUCAAUCAAGCAUCAAAUAACUCAAAUAAUGUUCACAAGCAAGAAAAUUUCCAACAUCAAGGUAUGACAACAAUAGCAACUGCAAUAACACCAAUCUGUUUCACAAACUCACCCGUAAUUUAUUUCAAAAUGAAUAACGAAAAAGUAGAAUUUUUAGGAAAAGGAACCUACUUAGGAGGUGAUUACUCACGAAUAGUAGUAGAGAGAAUAGUAUUAACAGGUCAUCCUGUAAAAAUCCACAAAAACGUAGUUACUAUAAGGUACAUGUUUUUCAAUGCAGAAGAUAUAAAUUUUUUCAAAGCUGUUCAAUUAUUUACCAAAAGUGGUAGAACUGGAUAUAUUAAAGAAAGUUUAGGAACUCAUGGAUAUUUUAAAGCUACUUUUGAUGGGAAAUUGACUUCUCAAGAUAUUGUUGGGAUGAGUAUGUAUAAACGUGUAUACCCUGAAAUGUCAAAGAUGUUUAUAGAAUAG
This is a messenger RNA of Lodderomyces jiufengensis, 2307 nucleotides long. It is a transcript of the gene TSR1, whose product is annotated as Tsr1p. The transcript has a single exon. Gene Ontology annotation, biological process: ribosome biogenesis; maturation of SSU-rRNA from tricistronic rRNA transcript (SSU-rRNA, 5.8S rRNA, LSU-rRNA); endonucleolytic cleavage of tricistronic rRNA transcript (SSU-rRNA, 5.8S rRNA, LSU-rRNA). The coding region runs from base 1 to 2307 and encodes 768 amino acids. Gene Ontology annotation, cellular component: preribosome, small subunit precursor; nucleus. Gene Ontology annotation, molecular function: GTPase activity; U3 snoRNA binding; GTP binding. NCBI's taxonomy places the organism in Eukaryota, Fungi, Ascomycota, Pichiomycetes, Serinales, Debaryomycetaceae. The record is from RefSeq and is a predicted model, not a curated record.